GUAUUAAUAAGCAAGCCCUUACUAGCACUAUACAUACGUGUACUAAAUCCAUACAUGUCAUUCAAUUUUGUUGUGUUACAGUUGUAGUUUUGUUGAUGAUAAAACUGUACUUUUUUAUAUCUUCUUAUUUCAGGAUAAAUAUGGCAGGUAUGGGUGAAGUCAGCACUGUGGGCGUGUUAGAGAAGAUCAGCCAGGGACACCUUGAGUGCCCGAUUUGUUUCUCUCGAUUCACAAACCCCAAGAUACUGGAUUGCUUACACAGCUUCUGCCAAAGAUGCCUGGAAAAAAUGAUGGAAGGUCAUCCUCAGCAGCGAGAGAUUACCUGCCCAGUCUGCAGGCAGCAAACCGCCCUAUCAGAAGCAGGAAUUGGGGGGAUUGCCAACCAUUUUUCUCUAAUGGCACUGGUAGAUGAGGUCACCCAACAGGAAGAGCUGGUCAAAAGUCUAAAAUCAAAGAUCAUUUGCGAGGUGUGUGAAGAAGAAGAGGCAAUUGUAAGGUGUUUGGAGUGCAGGGAAUAUCUCUGUGACUUCUGUCACAAUGCCCACAGAAGAAGCAAGAAAUUAAAGAAUCAUGAGACGACAUCCAUUGAUAACCUGCGCUCAGGAACGGCACCUUACCAAAGUCGCCUUCGGCAUGAGGUGCCUAAAUGCCCAAAGCAUCCUUCCCAGGAUCUCUACUUCUUCUGUGAGACUUGUACGACCCUGAUAUGUGCUGCAUGCACUGCUCUUGAUCAUAAAGCACCAGGCCAUAAAUUCAUUGAUAUUUCUGCUGCAGUUGCCUCAUGCAAAGAAAAGGUGACAGAACUCAUCACAGAGGCCAAACAAUGUUUGAACGAAUUGACAGAAGCAAAAGAACAAGCUCUAAAGUCAAAGUUGGAUCACAACAAUAUGACAGUGAAGAAGUAUGCUCUCAUUGCUAAAACGGCAGAUGAAGCAGUUGCUAAAAUCCGUGACAAUGAACGCCAGCUGAAAGAAAAACUUACCAAAAGUUUCAAUGAAAAAGAAUCAGGUUUUGACCAGGUUCUUGGACACUGUGAACAAAAUAUUCAAAAGGUAGAAAAAACAUUGGAGACAGUGAAAACUGUAAUGGACCAAGCCAAUAACUUUGAUCUUGUAAAGUUGCAACCAAAGCUUCUUAGAAAAUUACAAGAUGCAGCAGAUCAGGAAACACCAGCACCAGUGCAAGGCCUGACAGAUGAAGAAGUUCAACAGUGUAAAGAAAUCAGCCCAGCAGAACUUGGUAUUCACUCUUUAAAACUUUUCAUUACCAUUUUUAAACAAUCUUUCAAACAUCAUAGAAUUAGAAAUAGGACAUCACACGUUGCGCUUUUGAAUCAAAUCAACAUCAAAAAACAACAAAGCAAGUCCUUUGGGUUUUUUUUCAGAUUUACGCAAAAAAACUGCGUCGGGGAAAAACAUAAUUACAAUCAUUUAUAUUUUUUUCUAAAUGUUAGAAAUUCCAAGUUGGGAAUAAAAUAA
This is a messenger RNA of Patiria miniata (bat star), 1478 nucleotides long. RefSeq names its product E3 ubiquitin-protein ligase TRIM56-like. Gene Ontology annotation, biological process: positive regulation of DNA-templated transcription. The record is from RefSeq and is a predicted model, not a curated record. Gene Ontology annotation, molecular function: zinc ion binding; ubiquitin-protein transferase activity. NCBI's taxonomy places the organism in Eukaryota, Metazoa, Echinodermata, Asteroidea, Valvatida, Asterinidae. The transcript has a single exon. The coding region runs from base 96 to 1478 and encodes 460 amino acids. Gene Ontology annotation, cellular component: chromatin; nucleoplasm.